AAGCGGAAGUGGGGGAGGAAGAAGAGGAUGAGGAGGAGGGAGUUGGAAGAGGAAGGGGGCAGAAGUCAGAAUAAGAGGGGCAGGAGGAAGAGGAAGAAGAGUAAGAGGAGGUAGAAGAAAGACAAGGGGAGGGCGGGGAGGAGCUUCGCCUCGGCCUGCUCCGCCCAGCCAGGGUCCGUGGCCGCAUGGCUUCGGUUUCCUCUGCUACCUUCUUGGGCCACGGGGCUCGGUCCCUACUGCAGUUCCUGCGGCUGGUGGGGCAGCUCAAGAGAGUCCCACGGACUGGCUGGGUAUACAGAAAUGUCCAGAGGCCGGAGAGCGUGUCAGAUCACAUGUACCGGAUGGCAGUUAUGGCUAUGGUGAUCAAAGAUGACCGUCUUAACAAAGACCGAUGUGUACGCCUAGCCCUGGUUCAUGAUAUGGCAGAAUGCAUCGUUGGGGACAUAGCACCAGCAGAUAACAUCCCCAAGGAAGAAAAACAUAGGCGAGAAGAGGAAGCUAUGAAGCAGAUAACCCAACUACUACCAGAGGACCUCAGAAAGGAGCUCUAUGAACUUUGGGAAGAGUACGAGACUCAAUCUAGUCCAGAAGCCAAAUUUGUGAAGCAGCUAGACCAAUGUGAGAUGAUUCUUCAAGCAUCUGAAUAUGAAGACCUUGAACACGAACCUGGAAGACUGCAAGACUUCUAUGAUUCCACAGCAGGAAAAUUCAGUCACCCUGAGAUAGUCCAGCUUGUUUCUGAACUUGAGGCAGAAAGAAACGCUAACAUAGCUGCAGCUGCCAGUGAGCCACACUCCUGAGACACUCUCUACAUUGCUGCACUCCUGUAAACACCAUUAUUUUUCCAUUUCAUUGUAUUGUGUUUUGCCAUUGUUGGUCUCUUGAUUUCCCUAGAUGUGAGUCUGUUUGUUUUCAGUUGUCUGGACUUCAGCAAGAAAUGUGAUAUAACUUGGGCACUAAAAGAAGCCACAGAACAGGAAGCGGUCACGAAAGUGCCAUGGAUGAAGACUGGAGGGGGCAGUGCCUGUUUAUGAACUAAAUAAAUAAAUAUUAAACACCUAAAA
This is a messenger RNA of Rhinopithecus roxellana (golden snub-nosed monkey), 1064 nucleotides long. RefSeq names its product HD domain containing 2 (gene HDDC2). Bases 186 to 800 code for a protein of 204 amino acids. The record is from RefSeq and is a predicted model, not a curated record. Gene Ontology annotation, molecular function: 5'-deoxynucleotidase activity. The transcript has 6 exons. NCBI's taxonomy places the organism in Eukaryota, Metazoa, Chordata, Mammalia, Primates, Cercopithecidae. Gene Ontology annotation, cellular component: cytoplasm.